AAAGCAAAUCCAGCAAGAUAAAAGACAAUCUAGUUUUACCAAAACUGCUCGAGUUGCGUUAAACUUAAACCCAGAAAGAGAAAAUAAAACCCCUCUCAGUCUGAUCUCACCAAAGGAAACAAAACCCAGACUCUCCUCACCUAAAUCCACACCAGAUAUACUGUCGUUUUUUCCGCCAUACACGCGCUCCUUUUAUAGACUGUUCCACGCGCUCCAUUGUUGUAACGUCAAAACGGUGAAAACUACCUCGAGUUUCAGUCAAGCCUCUGCUGAUACUGCCACGUCAGGUAUGGCCCAGUAAAAUGGUGGGUCCAGGUCCACCUGGCAAGAUCUGGGAGGUGAUGGGUUGGUCUCCAGGAAAUGGAUUUGGAGGGAAAACUGGAGAAAGUAAUAACGAAGAGAGAGAAAGUAAAUACAAAAAAAGAAUGGGAAAAAAGAAAUAUUAGUAACAGAGGCCAAUGGCUUAUUUGCUUUGCUGUUUAUAUUGGUUUUUUGCAAUAUAAACAUAAAAAUUUUUGGUUUUCUCUCCCUUUCCCUCUUCCUCCCUUUCGCUUUCUUCGCCGGAAAGUUGUAUCAUCAAUCGGUCAUGUACGCCGUUUAAUUGCUGCAAACGGAACCUGGCGAGGUACCAUUCUUUGCUUGAUUUACCGUUUCGGUUUUUGUGGGGGGCAUUUUUGGCAGGUAUAGGGUCAGAUCUGGUUGUUUUUUCUCUCAUAUUUUCGUUUCAGAGAGAUUUAGGGUUUUAAAUUCUGUUCCUGCGCUAUCCAUAGCUCAAUUUGGGAUGAUUUUCCAGGGAAUUUUGAAACUAUAGGGGUUUUGGGUGCUUUUGGUUGCGUGUAUGGAAGAGGGAAGAAGAUCUGGCGACCCAUCGGGGUUUAUGGUGAAGAAUAGGAGCUCAUCGGGUUGUUUGGUUGUGAGAAAAAAGGGUAAUGGUGCUGUGGGAGGGGUGGGUUCUUCCGGUUCUCAUAAUGUUUUUGGAUCAAAGAAGGAGAAGAAAAGGGCUAGGAUGGAUUUGAGCGAUUCCGGGUCAAGUGAUGAGCUGUUAAUGCCGCCUCGAAGAAGGGUAGGCCCUGAAACUAUACGGGUUUGCAAUGGUCUGAACCUUUUUGAUAAGGGUAUUAUAGAGGAGAAUGAUAUCGGCAGGAAGAGGAGUAGGGGAGAGAACUUUAGGAGUAACGAGAUUGAUAGGAUUGAUAGAAAUGAGGAGGAUUUCAGUGAAAGGAAGAGGAAUAGGUUAGAGGUGUUUGAGUUUGACGAAUAUGAUGGGAAUGAUAGUGAAAUGAUGAGGAGGAAUCAUUUUGAUGACGGUAGAACGGAGCGGAGGAGGUUUUUUGGGUCAAUGAUGGCAAGACGAAGUAGCAUUGAAAGGGAAUAUGAGAUGGGGUCAACUAGACAUCCUGUUGUUGACAGACGAAAGAGUUCAUAUUUUGAGAGGGAAAGUGGUCUAAAUCGGGGGGAUCAUGGUGACAGAGAUGGGAGUCAUCUACCUAUGUCAUUUUAUAGGGACAAAUAUGAUUCAGAUGAACCCAUUAGGGUUCAGGGAAAAAAUGGUGUCUUAAAGGUAAUGGUGAACAAGAAGAAGAAGGUAGAUGGGUCUUUGAAAAGUUAUGAUGGCUUGGAAAUGGAGGAAAAGAGAAAGGGUUUGAGGACAGAAGAUUCUGACAAGAGGAAUGCUCUAAUCCGUCCUUCAUUUUUCUCAGAUUCUAGAAGUGCUGAGAAAGCGAGUUCCUUUGUUGGGUCAAUGAAAAAUCCAAUGAAUAUGCUGCGAUCAUCGGCUGCUAAGAAGUCAUCCACUAGGAAUGGUAAGGUAAGAUACCAUGAUUCAGAAGAUAGUGAUACAUCAUUAAAAUUGGGAUCAAAGAAUGUGGAGGCUCGAAAUUCUUUGAAGACUCCAUUACCAACUAUAAACCGCAAGGGCCAUGAGGUGGAUUCAGAGGACAGUGAUACAUCGUUGAAGCUGGGGAUGAAGAGUGCGGAGGCUUGCAAAAGUAUGAAAGGGGCAAGCAGUGGUGGUGAAAUAACCCCAAGCAAUCAGCUUCCUCCGGCUAAAGUUAAAGAAGGGAAAGUUAAGCGUGGUACAGGCACAGAAAAGCAGAAGCUGCGUGAAAAGAUAAGGGGAAUGCUUCUGAAUGCAGGCUGGACAAUAGAUUAUAGACCUAGAAGGAAUAGAGAUUACUUAGAUGCAGUUUACAUAAACCCUACUGGAACAGCUUAUUGGUCCAUCAUCAAGGCAUAUGAUGCACUUCUAAAGCAAUUAAAUGAUGAAGAAGAGGAGGCAAAAUCUAAGGCUGAUGUUUCCUCAUUUAUGCCACUGUCAGAUGAGGUGCUCAGCCAGCUAACAAGGAAGACUCGAAAGAAGAUGGAGAAAGAAAUGAAAAAGAAGCAAAGAGAUGACAGUGAAAGUGAGAAAGCGAGAGAACUUACUGCAAGAAAGUCUUCGAGUUCCAGAAAUGAUGAGGAAAGCAUGGACAGUGGGAGCCAUGAAGAGAAACUAAGCUCCUUCAUAAGACAUGGUGGCAAGUCAUCGAAGGGUAAAAUGAAUGGCAAUAGUUCUCUCAAUACAAAUACAAAAGGUCAAAGGUCUGCUCAUCACCUACACGGCAGCGUGGAGAAAAUAUCAUCUGGAUCCAAUUCUCAUCAGGGAAGGAAAAGUAGAAAACUUGGCAGAUGUACUUUGUUGGUUCGGAAUUCUAACGAGGGGCUAAACUCUGAGAGUGAUGGCUUUGUUCCAUAUGCUGGCAAACGAACACUGCUUUCUUGGCUGAUAGAUAUUGGAACUGUGCAGUUGAGCCAGAAGGUGCGAUACAUGAAUCGUCGACGAACAAAAGUAAUGCUGGAGGGCUGGGUUACCAGGGAUGGUAUUCAUUGUGGUUGCUGUAGUAAAAUCUUGACGGUUUCAAAGUUUGAGAUCCAUGCAGGGAGCAAAUUGCGUCAGCCUUUUCAAAAUAUAUAUCUUGAUUCUGGGCUUUCCCUGCUUGAGUGCCAGAUUGAUGCAUGGAAUAGACAGGAGUCAAUCGAGCACAUUGGUUUUCACUCCGUGGAUGUUGAUGGUGAUGAUCCAAAUGAUGACACAUGUGGCCUUUGUGGAGAUGGUGGAGAUUUGAUUUGUUGUGAUACUUGUCCAUCGACAUUUCAUCAGAGCUGCCUAGAUAUAAAGAUGCUCCCCCCUGGUGAUUGGCAUUGCCCGAAUUGUACAUGCAAAUUUUGCCGGAUAGCUAGUGUGAAUAUUAUUGAGGGAGAUGAUACAGCUUUUUGUGAACUACUUACUUGCAGCUUGUGUGCAAAAAAAUAUCACAAGUCCUGCAUAGCAGAGAUGGAUGCUCUUUCUGUUGAUAUGAAUUGUUCAAAUCCUUCUUUUUGUGGGAAGACAUGCAGAGAGCUUUUUGAGCAAUUGCAGAAGUAUCUUGGGGUAAAACAUGAACUAGAAGCAGGGUUUUCAUGGUCACUCAUCCAUAGAACAGAUGUAGACUUGGACGUAUCUAUUCAGGGACUUCCUCAAAGAGUAGAGUGCAAUUCAAAGUUGGCAGUUGCUUUGUCUGUUAUGGAUGAAUGCUUUUUGCCUAUUGUUGACAGGAGGAGUGGGAUCAACUUGAUCCAUAAUGUUCUUUAUAACUGCGGAUCAAACUUUAAUCGGCUGAAUUAUAGUGGUUUUUAUGCUGUUAUUCUUGAGAGGGGUGAUGAAAUAAUUUGUGCUGCUUCCAUCAGGAUCCAUGGAACUCAGUUGGCAGAAAUGCCAUUUAUUGGAACUCGCCAUAUAUAUAGGCGUCAAGGGAUGUGCCGGCGGCUUCUUUGUGCCAUUGAAUCCGCUCUCUGCUCCCUGAAGGUUCAGAAACUGAUUAUUCCCGCAAUUUCUGAACUAACAAAUACAUGGACAGAAGUUUUUGGUUUCACCACUCUUGAUGGAUCGCUUAGACAAGAGUUGAAAUCUAUUAAUAUGUUGGUGUUCCCUGGUAUAGACAUGCUGCAGAAGCAGCUUCUGGGGCAGGAAAACAUUGAUGGAAAUAGGUCUACCACCACAGGUGCAAAAGGAAUGGGAUUCAAAGACAGUCAAUCUGCCCCACCUGAGGUGGCUGUUAAAUGUGAUAUGGAUUCUUCGGCCAUGCAAGAUGUUGAUGUGAAUGAUAAUGGUUGUAAGAAACAUGAUGAUGAAGUGGCCACAACUAACACUGAUUCCCAAUGUAUGGAUGUUUCUAUAAAUGAUAUUGCUGUGACGAGUAGUUCUUUAGAUGUGUCUCAUGAUCUGAAAAGUUCAGUACCACUUAAGGAGGCAGUACAUACAGAUUCUGAUUCAGGGGAUAAGUCAGAUGAAUCUGCCAUGGAGAAGAAAAGUAUUUGCAUAUCUGACACAAUUCAUGAUCUGCACAAGAUGGAUAAUAAAGCGGAAUCAGAUUCUGCUGCAGAAGAGGAUACUCAACCUUGUAGUCAGGGUGAUAUGCCUUCUACAAAUUCUCUGGGUGGUUCCUUAAAUAAUACUUCUGUAAUGAGCGGUUCUUCAGUUGCCUCUGAUGAGCUUAAAUAUCCCAUCUCACAUGAGAAGACUUCUUGUGCUGAUCCUGAAUCAGGGGACAAGUUAGCUGAGUUGACUUCUGACAGCAAAUGUCUCAUUAUCUCUGAUAUGAGUGGCAAUAGACACGUGGAACAUAAAUCAGAAGUAUUUUCUUCCGUCAAAGGUGAUAUUCAAUAUUGUCAAGAGGGUGAUCUUGGGAAUGCUCAUGUAUUAAAUCUAAACGAGUCUACUUCUGAUGAACUUAAAAAUUCAUUCUCAAUGGAAGAAACUAAAUACGUUAGUUCUCAAUCAGAGGACAAGUUUACGGAACUACUUUCCAAUGGGAAACAUCAUUUUGACUCUAGUGAUAGUAAUGGUGCAACAGAGAUGGGAACUACAACUGUGGUGGAUUCCCCUGUUGAGGAUAACUCCCAGUCUGGCACAGUGGAUGCCCAUACAGUAAAUUUUGAUGCAUGUCUUGAAGCAGUCCAAUCCAUGAAGGACACCACUUCUGAUGAUUCCAUAAGCAAGAUCAAUGAAAUUCCAAUUUGCUGUGUUUCUGCAUUGAGCAAUGCGGAUAAAAGUUCAAUGCAAAUUAGCUCUGACCUAAAUGAUGAAAUGGUUUGUGAGAGGGGAAACAAGUCAGAUGUGACUUCUGAAAGUGUGUGUGAUGAAAGAGAUUGUGAAGGAAGUGUUCCACAUGCCCCUGCGGAUAAUAGCAUGACUGAUGAGAGUGAAGGGAAAACCAAAUCGAGCUCCAUCUGAUAUUUCCACAGCAUUGCUGGAGCGUUCUCCAUGCUACUUGUAUGCUCUCUCAAUUUGGAAUGAAUAGACCUUACAAGAGUGUUAGGGCGGUGGGCUGCUGUCUAAUGCUUUGACUUUGAGUUAUGAAGAAAUUGUAGGAUUUCUGAUGAAAAGUAAUUAGUCCCGGUGAAUAUGAUUUUAAAGGUUCAAGUUUAACUUUGUGGCAAGAGCUUCAAAUCUGGUUCUUGGUAGAAGCAAUUGGUGCUGUAUGAACUUGAGGCUAGAGAAAUUGCUGUUGUAAAACCCAAUUUGCUAGAGGUUGUUGGGCAGAUCUUUUGAAAGUUUGCAGGUUCUCAUGCCUUUCGACAUGUAUAUAUCUGAAUCUACCAAGUUCGACAUUCGGAGUUUCUCUGCAAGUCUUGUAUUAAUUCAUUUUUAUGUAGCAACUCCUUCUAUAUCUAUGUUAACUUCACAUGGCAUAGGCAGUUGCAGACAGAUUUUGAAUAGCAUUUUUCUUGUAAUUAUAACCUUGGUCCAUACGCAGGCAUUUGUUCAUAAUUUAUGUCAGCUUCGGGUUGCUUAUCUAAAUUGAGUUUGGCUGCACACUUCUCACUGAAGCUAUAACAUUUUAUUCAUUUGAAUUUGAUGCUA
This is a messenger RNA of Jatropha curcas, 5881 nucleotides long. RefSeq names its product Acyl-CoA N-acyltransferase with RING/FYVE/PHD-type zinc finger protein. The record is from RefSeq and is a predicted model, not a curated record. Lineage: Eukaryota; Viridiplantae; Streptophyta; Magnoliopsida; Malpighiales; Euphorbiaceae.